CAGCCCCGCCCACAGAGAGGCACUUUGUUCCUUGUUGGCGCUUUAGCGCUUGCUUGCAAACUUUAACCGCUGGCGCCGGGCAUAUACGCAUGCGCCGUCCUUUGAAUGGUGAGCGUUCUGAUUCUAGCUGCCGCAGCCGGAGGACUAGCGAUCUUGCUAAUCGUGCGACUAUGGGUCGUGCUUCGGCCCCAUCACGUCAUUCCCCGAGAGUCUCUGGGACUCCUGAUAAUAGCUGGAUCCGGAGGACACACCGCCGAGAUCUUGAGGCUGGUUGGAAGCCUGUCCAGUGCCUACUCGCCAAGGCAUUACAUCAUUGCUGAGUCUGAUGAAAUGAGUGCCAAGAAAAUUCAUUCUCUUGAACUCGCUCGGGCCCAGAGCGGCUCUGCUACUGAGUACCCCAAAUACCACCUUCACCGAAUUCCAAGAAGCCGUGAGGUUCGGCAGUCCUGGCUCUCCUCCGUGUUCACAACCUUGUACUCCAUGUGGUUUUCCUUCCCACUGGUUCACCGAAUAAAGCCAGAUUUGGUGCUGUGUAACGGACCAGGGACGUGCGUUCCUGUCUGUGUGUCUGCCCUGUUACUUGGGAUUCUUGGAAUAAAGAAAGUGAUCAUUGUCUACGUUGAGAGCAUCUGCCGCGUGGAGACAUUGUCCCUUUCUGGGAAGAUUCUGAGGCACCUCUCUGAUUACUUCAUUGUUCAGUGGCCCACUCUUAAGGAGAAGUACCCCAAGUCUGUGUACCUGGGACGGAUUGUUUAACAAAUGGCAACCCUAAGUCUUGAGAACAUUACAAUUACCAAUAAUAUUUACUGUAUUAUCUUUACUGAAAAGUUUUUCAAAUGCCCAAAGAAUUAUCAAUGGUAAAGAAUUUAAAAUGUACAAAUAACUCAAUGAAGAAAGAUAAACUUUGCACAUAAUGCUCACCAAAUAGCUAUGUCUGUACACGAAAACAGUUUUCUAAAUAAAGGUGUAUAACACUACUCGCAGGUUCUCUUUGGACUCUUAUAGCCAUGGGUUUGAUUUUUUUCCCCUUGACCUAAAUAUAGAGUGUGUAUGUUUAGAAACAUUUCCUGUUUUACAGCUUUAAAUAAAACAAAAGCAUUCUACAUUAUAAAAAGAAAAGAACAGGAUAAGGCAGGUUAGGGGGUAGGUAUUGUCGUUCUAGCCUGCAAUCCCACUCAGGAGGCGAGGGAGGAGGAUCAGGAGUUCUUGGUGUAAGGAACUGGGAACAGAGAAGUGAGGAAAGAGGGAGAUAAAGAACAAGGCAUCCCUUUGGUCCUGUUCAGACCGGUCGGUCUUUCAUCCUUCUGGGAAGCAUCUCAGUGAUAAAGGAAGCAGUUUGUUAAACUGGUUUUAUGUCCAUUUACACUCCACAGACUUCCAGUUCUCCAACUAUAAACAAGUGUCUUUCUGUAUUCUUCAGUCUGCUUUAUGUGUUGUUGGCCUGUAUCCAGACUGUAUUUUAAAAUCUGUUUGGUUAAAAUAUUGGCAGUGUCUUCAGAAUAAAAGCAUGAUUCUAUCGGUCAGGAAUCUAAAUUUUCAAACAUGAA
Grammomys surdaster is the source of this 1547-nucleotide messenger RNA. RefSeq names its product ALG14 UDP-N-acetylglucosaminyltransferase subunit (gene Alg14). The transcript is spliced from 4 exons. The coding region runs from base 106 to 756 and encodes 216 amino acids. Gene Ontology annotation, cellular component: UDP-N-acetylglucosamine transferase complex. Lineage: Eukaryota; Metazoa; Chordata; Mammalia; Rodentia; Muridae. The record is from RefSeq and is a predicted model, not a curated record. Gene Ontology annotation, biological process: dolichol-linked oligosaccharide biosynthetic process.